CGGAGCCCCGCAGUCCCACAAGGCGCCGCGGGCCGCGGCCGCCACGCGAGUUCCGGGCGGGGCGUUCCCCGCGCCCGUAGCAACCGCAGCGUUCGGUAUCCACGGCCAUGGCAAAAGCAACGACCAUCAAAGAAGCUCUAGCCAGAUGGGAAGAGAAAAGUGGCCAAAAGGCUUCAGAGGCAAAGGAAGUGAAGCUUUAUGGGCAGGUUCCUCCUGUGGAAAAGAUGGAUGGCGCUCUCUCUGCUCUUGUUAACUGCGAGAAACUGUCGCUGUCUACAAACUGCAUUGACAGAAUCGCCAACCUGAACAACCUAAAAAAUUUGAGGAUCCUGUCUUUGGGAAGAAAUAACAUAAAGAACUUGAAUGGAUUGGAGGCAGUUGCUGAAACUUUAGAGGAGCUGUGGAUCUCAUACAACUUAAUUGAGAAACUGAGGGGUAUCCGUGUAAUGAAGAAACUGAAGGUUCUUUAUAUGUCAAAUAAUCUGGUGAAAGACUGGGCAGAGUUUGUGAGACUGGCAGAGGUGCCAGUACUGGAGGAGCUGGUGUUUGUGGGCAAUCCACUACAAGAGAAAUUUGCUGCUGAUCAGAACAGUUGGAUUGAAGAAGCGACAAAACGAGUACCCAAGCUGAAAAAACUGGAUGGUACCUUAGUUGUUAAAGGAGAAGAAGAAGAAGGAGCAGAAGGAGCAGAAGGAGCAGAAGGAGCAGAGGGAGCAGAAGGAGGAAACUGAUGACACUUUCUUGUUAGGUAUUAAAUUAUUAAAGUAACUCCAGAUAGCUUGGUACAUAAACUUUUACAAAAGUAUUUGUUUUGAAGAAAAUCUUUGGGCAGUUUUUAAAAGACCAGCUUAUCUCUACAGUCUCUCACCCAAAGAGUUAGUUACCAAAAAUUGCUCACUGGUUUUGUCAAGCUUAUGACACCUUCUGUAGAGACUAGUGGAGCUGAGUUUACCUGCUGUUUGGCUAGCAAGAGAUCUUUAUUUAAAUUAAUACACAGCUAUUUUUAAUUCCUGAUUAGUGGUGCUUGUUGUUGACUCUUGGGUUAUAAAAGAGCUGGUUUAGCUUAUUUGGUGCUACUGGCCAACACUGAAUUGGAAACUGUGAGGCCAAAAGAGCAAUGUUAUGGCUUAGAGACACCUGACAAGCUUUGUUGUGUUUAAUUUUGUCAUGGGGCUUUAUCAAUAUUUUUAAUAUGUGAGUUUGCCUUUUCAUUCCUUGAAGUGUUAUGCCAAACAAGCCCAGUAGCUGCAGACAUACGCACACAGAGGUGUUGGUCAAUACCAACAAGAGUGCUUGUUCCUGGCCUGAAGUCUCAAAAUGGGCUUCUCACAUUGGAACUCUACUGCAUUGCUUAGAAGGUCAUGAAUAACUUAUAUAUUUAUUUAUUUUUAAGAGGCAGUGGGAAUUCUUUGCAUGGUUUCAGUAAGACUAAAAUACCUGCUAACUCUGGGUUUUGUCUCUUACUAAGAGAUUACUUUAGAUUGGAUAUGUGGCCUAUUAGCCUACAGCUGGUUUCUGGCUUUGCACUGGUCACUGGUGGACAUAAUCCUUCUCAGCUCUCAAAUCUUCCUAUAACUAGGUAGGCUGAUAGUAACAGAGAAACUAACAGCAAACAGAAGACCUGGCCUUGAGGACAGAAAAUUUAGAUUUUCGGGAUACUCAUUUUUUGUGAAGGCACAGGUAUAAGCAGUGAGAGAAAGUAUAUAUAGUUAGUGGGGACGGUGAGAGAUGAGAUGAGAUGAGAUGAGAUGAGAUGAGAUGAGAUGAGAUGAGAUGAGAUGAGAUGAGAUGAGAUGAGAUGAGAUGAGAUGAGAUGAGAUGAGAUGAGAUGACGUGAUGUGACGUGACGUGACGUGACGUGACAUGACAUGACAUGACAUGAUGAGAUGACGAGAUGGGAAGUGGGCACUAGUAAAAAAGGAAAUGAAGAGGUACUGAAUGUGCUAUAUUGCAGGGUAACGAGUUUUAGUAAAGCCCCCUUAUGUGGCUAUUUCUAGUGAAAAGCAUUAAAUAACAAUGAAGAAAUACCUGAUUGCACUGUGGGAUACCAAUAGUGUGGUUUUUCUUCUCUCUGAAGAAUAGAUGGAGUCACCUGCGUAGAUUCUUCUGCAGUUCCUUCUUGUUUUUUUAACAAGCUUUUCUUCUAAUUUGUGCUACCAUCUUUUUUUAAAUUGAAGUGACAACAAGUAUAUCUGCUGGUUCCAGCCCAGGCAUAGAAAGGAUGGGGGCAGAAUGCCACUCUUAGUAACUUUUGAAGAUGUGGCAGGAGUUGAAAUCUUGAAAGUCAAGUUCAGCGAUGAAAUGGUAGAAUUGGCCCAGGCAACAGUGAUACUGAUCUCAUGCUCCAGGUAUAAUUGCAGUAGGUGAUUCUCUCUAGUUAGUUUCUAAGUGAACACUGUGAAGUAAAUGAUUACAAGACAAUCACAGUUUAGUUUCAAUGUAUUGCUACUUAAUCUGUGAUUUUUAGAGGAAUUCUAAAGCAUUCCAAUUUAAGUUGGCCUUUGCUGAAGAGGUUUGAGUUUGAUUUGGAUCUGUUACUAAAAGUAAGGUUACGAGCACAAUGGCAAGAACUCUGGACAUUCUUCACCCAGCACCAACUGUGUCCAGGCAGCUGUUCUCUUUACCAGAAACUACUUUGUUAGCUACUUCACUGGAUUUAGACAACUUCAUUUUCAUUUGUUAUUUCUUUGGAAGUAUUCUCGUAGCUUUCUCAUGAGUAAAGGCAGCAUUGACAAAGAAGCCCGUGGAGGAGUGUCUACAGUCAGCAGUCAUUUCACACGUCUUUUGAAGCCAAGCCACUCUGUUCACUUGCAGCCAGGCACUCUUGGCAAGGUGGGUGUGCCUGGGCAGCUCAGAGCCCGAGGCACACUCAGGCCAUCUGCUGGGGGGCCACAGGGGAUUGGCUGUGCCCUUGACAACUGUAGAUAAAGUGUGGCUCAUGUGAGCCAGAGCUUGACUGACUCAGAACUUGCCUUCUGAAUGUUCCCAACAAGCAGAAAUGCCAAAUUCAUCUCUGUGUUUGGAGAUGUUUUCAGAACAGACCGUGUGGUGCUCUUCACCUGGUGCUUGGCCACACAGAAAAGUGGCUGAAGCUGUGGACCUGGUCUCUCCCAGCACAGCUGCAAGCAUGGUGGGUAUGGCUGGGUUAGCUCCAAACAUGAUUGUGAGGAAAAGGAGGAAAAGGGAGUGACAAGCACCAUCCAAUGCCAAGUGAUCCUGCUGGCUGAUUCUUUAAAUAUGGCUUAAGUCUGUACAUUUCCAAAGAUUAUUUUAGAUACAGCAAAUACUCUGCACUUUGGCUAUAUUGGGGCAUUCUGAGAGCAAAAUAGAGACUUAGUGUUCUGACUAUGUUGUAAUGAUUGAAGUGAAACACAGAUCCAUUGACAAAUUGCGAGGGAUAAGGGCAGUUCCUGGCUCUUGUAGAGGCUACACCUAUGGGCAUCAGUCCAGAACUAUUGUAGGUGGUGGUAGAGCUGGGUGGAUUGUGUGGCACACUGGCAUUGGUACUUUCCACAGAUCAAAUGGCACAAAUUCUCUAGCUCUUUACUUUGGGAGCUGCAUAAUGAAUACCAACAAAAAAGGGAAAGAAAUCAUUAUUGAAGGAAGGGAGCAUCCAGUCUUAGCAUAUAAUUUAAAACCCUUCUGAUAAAAACUAUAUGUCAGUCUCAUUGAAACAAUACAGUAAGAAAAGAAUUGACUGUGGCUUUUGUUUGUCAGGAGAUGCUUUGUCUCAAAGCUGGUAGCUUCAUUUUACCUUGCUUUGCCUAAUGAGUCAUGAUAACUCUCAUGAACAAAACAACCCCUCCAAACGUUUUCUCCUCCAAAGUAAAUUUUCCAUAUCUUUUUAAAUUUGCACUUUAAAAUUAGGCACUGGAUGUGGUGGAAGGCAUAGAGAGGCGGUAGAAUUAAAACAGCUGGUUUGCAUAUUGAUGAUACUACACAAUGUUAUGUAUAAGGUGACAGUGACACCCUGGCCUGUGCACGCACAGGGACAUUGGAGUGAGAUGCUGGAAGGCCUGGCUUUCACUCGAACACUCUGCUGUUCCCUAUCACAGCACCCCAGUGAAGCACUAAGCACACUGUUAUUCAUGGAUGAAAAGAGCACCCAUGUAAAACGUGCAAGCCAUGUGGAAUUCUGCUUUUCCCAGUGAAGUUACAGAGGACUAGCAUCCACUUUAUUCCUUAGAGAAAUAUCCUAAAAUUAAAUUAGUGGUAGGAACUAGCUAGGUUUUUUGCUUGCUUGUUGGCACGCUCACCUGUCUUUGAAGAGCUGAGUGAUGUCUGCAGUGAUUAUUGAGAACCGAUGGAAAAACUACAGAAGAGACCUGAGAGCCAGCAGAUGAUGCAGGUUACACUAGAAGCAGGCUCAUUUAGAAAAACUUGCAAGCAAGAGAGCACUUUUAACAUCCCCUUUGGCAAUCUUUCAUAUACAGUAAUUUUGUAGCAUGAAAACUGUUAAAUUUGCUGUGUUUAAAUUAUUUAGGGCUAUGUUAAUAAAUGUUAUUCUGUGAAACUUGUUCAAAAAUAAUAUAACUUUAUUUUAUACAAAUGUCUUUGGCUGAUGUGUAAUGAAAUAGUUCAGCUUGUGAAGAGCAUUUGGGAGCUAACUUUUCUCACUAAACUUUCCUAGCUGCUCAGGAA
This is a messenger RNA of Prinia subflava (tawny-flanked prinia), 4641 nucleotides long. RefSeq names its product dynein axonemal light chain 1 (gene DNAL1). NCBI's taxonomy places the organism in Eukaryota, Metazoa, Chordata, Aves, Passeriformes, Cisticolidae. Gene Ontology annotation, cellular component: cytoplasm. Gene Ontology annotation, biological process: outer dynein arm assembly. The coding region runs from base 108 to 731 and encodes 207 amino acids. Gene Ontology annotation, molecular function: alpha-tubulin binding; dynein heavy chain binding. The transcript has 8 exons. The record is from RefSeq and is a predicted model, not a curated record.